This is a messenger RNA of Lodderomyces jiufengensis, 1728 nucleotides long. RefSeq names its product Gyp5p (gene GYP5). Lineage: Eukaryota; Fungi; Ascomycota; Pichiomycetes; Serinales; Debaryomycetaceae. The record is from RefSeq and is a predicted model, not a curated record. The coding region runs from base 1 to 1728 and encodes 575 amino acids. The transcript has a single exon.
AUGGCAGAAGAAGAAGUUGUCGUAACGACCACCGGAGAAAAUGGAAAUUUACAAUUACCAUCAAGAGAGCCAAUUCAAACAAUACUACACUUAGACUCACCCAUAAAUUACGACUCACACCAAAUAAACUCAAGUAAUAUAAAUUCAGUACAAAGUUCAUAUGAUAAAUCAACUUCAAACUAUUUACUUCAAUCGAAGCAUAAUAUUCUAUCAAUAAAGUUUAAUGAUAAGACUUCAAUUGCUCAAAAAUCAAUUGAAAAUGGGUAUGAAAAUAUAAAGACAACUUUUAAUCAUAUAAAAAAUACUGUAGGAACAUAUCAAACGGAAUAUAAUAUUGAUUGGGAAUUCUGGACUUUAGUUGUGGAUAACUACGAUUUUAUAGUGAAUAACAAAUCAGAACAGCUUAAUAAUUUAAUAAACCAGGGAAUACCCAAAGAAAUAAGAGGUAUAAUAUGGCAAAUAGUUACAAAAUCAAAAGAUUCAAAUUUAGAAGAUUUUUAUAGAUCAUUGAAAUUAGAAACUUCAAUACAUGAAAAAGCUAUUAAACGAGACCUAACAAGAACAAGUUUUUUCACAAAUUUAGAGAGUGCAGAUAAAGCAAAUGAAUUAUUUAAUGUUAUAAAAGCUUAUUCUUUAUAUGAUCCUGAUGUUGGGUAUACUCAAGGUAUGAUUUUUAUUGCAGUUCCAUUGAUAAUGAAUAUGGAUGAAAGUGAAUGUUUUUGUUUAUUGGUGAUGUUAAUGAAAGAAUAUCAAUUAAGAGAUUUAUUUUGUCCCGAAAUGAAAGGAUUACAUUUAUUACUUUAUGAAUUUGAUUGUUUAUUGGCAAAAUAUUCUCCAACAUUAUAUAAUCACUUAGUAAGACUGGGGAUUAAAUCUUCAAUGUAUGCAAGUCAAUGGUUUUUAACUUUUUUUGCUUAUAAAUUUCCAUUAGAUAUUGUUUUAAGGAUUUAUGAUAUUGUUAUAACCCAAGGUAUGGAAUCAAUUUUGAAAUUUGCAGUUAAUUUAAUGAUUCAAAAUGAACAACAAUUAAUAAAUUUAAAUUUUGAUAAACUACUAGAAUUUUUAAAAGAUAAAUUAUUUAAUAUUUACGUUGAUCCAAAAUAUAUUAAAGAUACUACCCCUACAACCACCAACAAUAGUAAAUUUUCGUUAUUAAGAAAAUCAUCAAGUUCCAUACCAACAAUAAACGAUCAUGACUACUAUAAACUCAAUGACUUAGUUUUUGAUUCAAUGAAAAUAAACAUAGACCCACUAGAACUUGUAAAAUUUGAAUCAAAAUUUAAUCAAUGUUGUAAAGAUGAAGAAUUAAAAUUAAAAGAUAUAGAACAUUAUCAACAAGAAAAUGGUAAGUUACGAAAACAAUUAAAACAGUUGGAUUUCAAAUUUGUAAAUCUAAAUCACAAUCACAUCGAUAUAGUUCAAAAAAUGAUUGACUUAAAGAUUUCAUUACCUGAAUUAAUAAAUGAAAAUGAUGAAUUGAAUCAACAAAUUUUACAACUACAACAAGACAUUGAAGAAUUAGAAACUAAAACCAGCGAAAACAACUCAAAUGAUUUACCAACUUCUAUAGAACACCAAAUUGAAGAAUUAUUGAAAGUAAAUGCUGAAGAAGUCAAUAAAACAGCUGAAUUAGAAGAUGAAAUUGCUAAAUUACAAGAGGAAGAUUCUAUAUUGAAACAACAAUUGAAAGAACAUGCUAAGAAUAAUAAUUGGUUUAAAUGGAAAUAG